AUCAGUUUAAGAAUUAAAGCUAAAUCAAUGUCCUGGAAACAAAGUCUUAGGAGUGCUCAACCCUUGGUGAAACGAAGUUACAAGCUUCACAGCAAAGUCCGAAAAUUCUUCUGGAGAUUUCUAGUGUGCAAGAGCGCAACAAGAUAUGCAGGUCGCAAAAGAAAAGCUUAGCAAUCUGGCCAGCUCGGCCAAGGAGCACAUCAACAUCUACAAAGCCAAAGUAGUAGAGAAGUUGGAGAGAGCCAGAGCAAGAACUAAGGAAGAAAAGAAGAUGGCGAAAGAGCGUCGGAAAGUGAAGGAGGCAAGUGAAAAAAUGGAGCUACAUAAAGCGAAAGCCAGGCACGCAGAGAAGAAAUUGGGUGCUAAACUAACUCAUGGGCAUGGGAUAUUCAACUAUCACCACCCACCACCAGCACCACUUCAUCAUCAUCAACAUCAACAUGGGCAACAACAUCUGGGAACCACUAACAUGAUCCCGGCUUCAAAUCCACAUGUCUAGCUAUAUAUCUUGUUCUUCAUUAAUAAAGUCUAGCUGCAGCUUGUGUUAUGCACAUGCAUACGUACGUACUUACCUCGUGUAAUAAGAAAGAGGUGCAAGUUUGAGACGUGCAUUAUGUAUUCCGAUACAUUCGAUCUGCUGAAUAAAUCAUAGAAGGAAGAGGCAAGACAAGUACGUGGCCUCUUGUUCAUUUCUUAA
Messenger RNA from Fragaria vesca subsp. vesca, 697 nucleotides. RefSeq lists its product as uncharacterized. The record is from RefSeq and is a predicted model, not a curated record. The coding region runs from base 146 to 499 and encodes 117 amino acids. Gene Ontology annotation, biological process: embryo development ending in seed dormancy. Lineage: Eukaryota; Viridiplantae; Streptophyta; Magnoliopsida; Rosales; Rosaceae. The transcript is spliced from 3 exons.